AUGUCGACAACCAUCUCCAUCGUCGUUUUUCGGGGAGAUCCUAUCGACUGGGCAAUGUAUCGACACACAGCAAUCCAUGUUCAGUUUGCUGAUGGCCAAGACUCGAUGUUCCACGUCACUGGAGCGCACCCGUUUUUCAAAUAUACCCCGCUAAAUAACCACCCCAAAAACCUCAACUUGACUGUAGUGGCCUCCAUCCCAGUCUGCAGACCACCAGACUCUAUCACAAAACGCAUGAUUCAAGAGACAUGUAUCAGAACACCGGUCUGGAAUGAUCCUCGCCACUCAGAUUGGAAUUGCCAGAACUGGGUUGGUGAGGCUCUCGCUGGUCUGGUUGCUAUUGGCUGCGUCACUCAAGAGGAACGGUUAAAUGCGGUCACUCAGAUGGUGGAUGUGUGCUUGGAGGCUGAAGAUGAACCCAAGGAUGUGUGA
Penicillium odoratum is the source of this 432-nucleotide messenger RNA. RefSeq lists its product as uncharacterized. NCBI's taxonomy places the organism in Eukaryota, Fungi, Ascomycota, Eurotiomycetes, Eurotiales, Aspergillaceae. The coding region runs from base 1 to 432 and encodes 143 amino acids. The transcript has a single exon. The record is from RefSeq and is a predicted model, not a curated record.